Chaetomium strumarium is the source of this 1266-nucleotide messenger RNA. RefSeq lists its product as uncharacterized. Lineage: Eukaryota; Fungi; Ascomycota; Sordariomycetes; Sordariales; Chaetomiaceae. The record is from RefSeq and is a predicted model, not a curated record. The transcript is spliced from 4 exons. The coding region runs from base 1 to 1266 and encodes 421 amino acids.
AUGCCGUCUUCACAAGGACUAGAUGGCUCGCCGUCGCCAGAGUAUCUCGCGCAAUCUCUGGCUCCGACCAUCCGAGCUGUUAUGUGGGUUUCCAUAGCAAUACCUCUGGUCUUUGUUAUACUACGUUGUUACGUUCGCCUCGUCAUCCGGAAGGUGUUUGGCCUCGAUGACGCUCUGCUUGUGAUAUCUCUGAUCCUUCUCAUCGCCUUUGGGGCCGUCAUCGAGGCGGCGCUGGCCAAAGGGUUCGGGCGGCAUGUCCAAUGGGUGAUGCUCGAGGCGCCGCAAGACGCCAUCUCCGUUGCUCUGCUGGCCCAGGUGUCGCAGCCCCUCGUCAUCAUGUCGUGCGCCUUCGGCAAGACGUCCAUCGCGGUGACUCUGCUGCGCCUUGCGCCCCAGCACUGUGUGAAAGUCGUGCUGUGGGCCGUCACGGUCAUCAUGAAUGUCCUCCACAUCCUCGUGUCCAUCCUGCUCUAUUACCGCUGCAAGGACCCCCGCGUCCUCUGGGAUCCCAGCGUGGAAACGACCUGCUGGCCAACCGAGGUCUACUUGUACGUCAUGUACUUCAUCGGCGCCUACUCUGCCGUGACGGAUUUCAUCCUCGCCUCCAUUCCCUGGGCGGUACUCUGGAAGCUCAACAUGAGGAAGAGGGAGAAGUUUGGCAUCGCCUUUGCCAUGAGCCUCGGUAUUUUCGCCGGCGGAACCGCCAUCGUCAAGUGCACCAAGCUGGGCGCCAACAGCACCAGCACGGACCCGACCUACGACGUGGGCACGCUGCUUCUAUGGGCCGGGGCUGAGAACGGGCUCAUCAUCGUGGCCGCGUGCGUGCCCACCCUGCGCCCGAUCCUGCGCGCCUUCUGGCGCUCGACCGUCAAGAGCAGCGGCGGCGAGCCCUCGCACCCACUGGACGAUAUCUCGAACGCCAACGCCAACAACAACAAGAACAGAAAUAGCGGAUUCUUUGGUGGUGGUGGUGGUGGUGGGCGCAGGAGCAAGAGCGCUGGCGGUGGUGGCCCGGGGCAGUGGACGGUCAUGAUUGAGGCGGAGGACCAAAACUCGGAUAACAACAGCGAUCGGAGCAUCCUCAAGCAGCACCACCACGGGGCCGACCUCGCGGUAGUGGAGGGCGCGGACUCGUCUUCUGGCGCAUCGUCGGUUGCAGGCAGGGGCGUUAGGGAUGAUGCAGAGAGCGGGUGCGAAACGACAGGGGUUGAAUCGCCGUGGAGCGGCAGGAUACACAAGACGACUGAGGUGACCGGUACGCGCUGA